CUACACAGCAAAAGCUCAACCAUGUACUUUUUUAAUUAGCAAAAACUAAAACCAUUUGUUUUCUGCUGCCGCUGCGUUUUGACCUACCAAACAAGAAAGCAAACGAAAUCCCUUUCCUUCUCUGUUGUUCCGCCGCUACCCUUCUUCACUCCAUGGCCGACAAGCCUCAAUCCCUUGCUGAGGAAUAUUACGUAAAGGAUAAACAGGAGAAACCUGUUGAAGCUAAAGAAGUUGAAAAGGAGUCUGCUCUGGAGGAAACUGUUGUUGAGAAGACUGCGGAGGAAACAACUCCUGUUGCUGCGACGGCUGCUGAGGAAAGCAGUGAAGUCGUCCCUCCUCCUGAAGAGAGCACCGAAGAGCAAAGUAGUGGAAGUUUUGAAGAAGAAAAGUCUGGUGAUGAAGAUGCAGCUGAAGAGACCCCGGAGAUUAAGCUUGAGACUGCUCCAGCAGAUUUCCGUUUUCCAACCACAAAUCAAACAAGGCAUUGCUUUACCCGAUAUGUGGAAUAUCACCGAUGUGUAGCUGCAAAAGGAGAAGGUGCACCAGAAUGCGAUAAGUUUGCUAAAUAUUAUCGCUCACUUUGCCCUGGUGAAUGGAUUGACCGAUGGAACGAGCAAAGGGAGAAUGGAACAUUCCCGGGCCCACUGUAGGCUGCACUUGUCUGUAACCGCUGAUUCAAUUUUCUUGCGUUGUUGCAUUUAAAAUUGCUGGAGAUAAAAAGCACAUACUUUGGGAGAAAUGUUGUCCAUGUCAGGCAUUGGUUUAAUAAGAAAAUUUUGGCUGUCUGUUUGAACUAGUUUGAGCUGUACAAAUUCCAUGAAACGCUUCUGGGGGGAAUUUCCAGAGGUUGCUAUAUUAUUUACCGGAUUCCUUACUGCCUGAGGGAUUUUGUUCAAGUCUACUAUCCCCCGAAAUAAAGGUAAACGAACGGAAAUGAUUAAAAUAUACAACUUUCUUUUGUUUAAUGUUACAUUAUUAUAGUGUUAGAAUUUUACUAGUGAUCAGAAAAGUGGAGAUGAGACGCAAAUAUCUAUAUGAAAGGUAAUUUUCAAAUACUAGAACACUUUUUUUAGUUUU
This is a messenger RNA of Arachis stenosperma, 1077 nucleotides long. RefSeq names its product cytochrome c oxidase subunit 6b-1-like. Gene Ontology annotation, cellular component: respiratory chain complex IV; mitochondrion. Bases 153 to 650 code for a protein of 165 amino acids. The transcript is spliced from 5 exons. The record is from RefSeq and is a predicted model, not a curated record. Lineage: Eukaryota; Viridiplantae; Streptophyta; Magnoliopsida; Fabales; Fabaceae.